CUCACCACACUUCAAGCUGCUGACCCGAAGAUUCGCGCUGUACUGGAGAAAGGAGCCUUUUCAAUUCGACGUACAUCCAAGUCCUUUUCAAGAACAGCAGUAGACCUAACGCUAGAGCAAACCGUGAACAGAGAUGCGGCCUCCCCAAUGAAGGGAAUUGUUGGAUUCCAUAACUCUCCCAAUGCAAUACGGCGAUGGUGUAUAACGUCAACGCAGAGAGCAAUGUCCGUAACAGAGUUGCGACGGAUGACGGGACUCUUACCAGAGAAGCAGCCAAGAACACAGCAUCGUGCAAGUCGAAUGAAAAAAGACAACCGCCAAUCCCAGGCUCUUCUCACAGCAGUGUCGGAAUCAUGCGACCCAUUCUCUGAACCCGCCAUCACAUCGUCAAGUCUGUUGAAUAUUGCCACAGGAAAAGCAGCCUCUCCAUCGACACAAGAGUACCUCACAGAUUCGUUACAAACUGGUCAUGAACUGCAGAAAAAGUUCAGGGAAGAAUGCUCCGAGGACAGCUCCAGAUUAGUGAAGCCCAUACGACGGAGAAAAGUGAAGAACUUCGCCAGUGAGAACACGAAGGUCAAGCAAUCCGCAAGUUCCAAAGCGAUCCCAGCAGUCAACAGUCAACGGGACCGGUUUGUCCGUAUGCUUGUGGUUAUUUCUCAGAAAACCAACUUCGAUCUAAAACAUGUCGUCACUUACCCGAUCACAGAUGUUCCUCUCUCAAUUGCACAACCUGAUGGUUCACGGUUGAAGACGGAUAAGAGCAAACUCUUGAACAAGCUUGAGUCAUUGCAAGAUGGAAUGACAUCCUUGCCUCCCAUUGAUGCAACUUUGAUUGAUGGUGGACUCCUGCUUCACUCAUAUCUGUCAGCCAUUGGCAACAUAUCAUCAUACGGAAAUCUCGCAAGACGACUUUUGGGCCAUGCAUGCGGCAGCAUUGGCAAAGGGAAGGAAGUACACAUCUUGUUCGACAGAUAUCUGCAUGAUUCGCUAAAGGAGAGUGAAAGAAGAUUACGUGGGGCUGAAGACCAACCAUUUGUCAUAGGUGGUUGUGAGCAAAGGCCGAAACAGAGUUGCCAAAAGCGAUUGCAGAAUGGCAUUUUCAAGGAUCAACUCGCCAAAUUCUUCAUGAUCGAGUGGCAGAAGGCGCAUUAUGGACCAAUCCUUGGCCGGAAGACACUAAUUGUAUCACAUGGGGGCAAAUGCCUUCGCAUUGAGUACGAUGAAGUUAGUGAGAAGAUGACUGUUGACCACCCAAACUUGUUGCAAGGAAGCCAUGAGGAAGCAGACACCCUUCUAGCAUUUCAUGCUGCUACAGCCACUGGAACCCUACUCAUCCGAGCCUCAGACACUGAUGUGAUUGUAAUAAUCUUGGGCAUGCUCGGACGGAACAUGGUGGCUGGGAUACCAUUGAAGAUGAUCAUCAUGGAUUGUGGUUCUGGCAACAGUAGAAGAUACAUUGAUGUCACCAGCAUUGCCAGGGCUUUAGAGACGAAACAAACAGGUCUAGCAGCCGCUUUGCCAGACCUACAUGCUUUCAGUGGCUGUGACUUUACAGCGGCAUUCUACAGAAAAGGGAAAAUCAAGCCGUACGAGCUACUAGAAGAUGACAAUGA
Priapulus caudatus is the source of this 1616-nucleotide messenger RNA. RefSeq lists its product as uncharacterized. NCBI's taxonomy places the organism in Eukaryota, Metazoa, Priapulida, Priapulimorpha, Priapulimorphida, Priapulidae. The record is from RefSeq and is a predicted model, not a curated record.